Molecule: messenger RNA, 1621 nt
Organism: Aspergillus sclerotioniger CBS 115572
Lineage: Eukaryota; Fungi; Ascomycota; Eurotiomycetes; Eurotiales; Aspergillaceae
Product: MFS general substrate transporter
Exons: 3
Coding region: 99-1505 (468 amino acids)
Biological process (GO): carboxylic acid transport; transmembrane transport
Cellular component (GO): plasma membrane
Molecular function (GO): carboxylic acid transmembrane transporter activity
Source: RefSeq, a predicted model, not a curated record
GGAGGAUUUCUACCAAGUACAACAACACCCCCAUCCUAUCUACAUUCGAAACACGGUCGUCGUGAGCCUGCUCCACAACCCCCGCGAUGGUGGAAAGCAUGGUCCCGAAAGCGGAGAAGACGGUGGUGGCCGACAACGAGGUCGAGUCUGGGUCGCAGCGGGCCUACCGUCCGACCCGCUGGCAGAGUAACCUGACCAUCCUGAGCUGUUACAUUGCCAACUUCAGCGAUGGUUUCCAGAACCAAUUGGCCAAUCCCACCAAUGUCAUUUUCAAGAAACUGCUUGGAUCAUCUGGCUACCCCGCGGAAAUGAAAACCCGGAUCAGUAAUUCGCUACUUAUCGGGGCCAUCCUGGGCGUGAUUGUAAUGGGAUACGUCUCCGACAUGGCAUCGCGGCGUGCCGGCCUGCUCUUCACCUCGGGGCUGGUCACCAUCUCCACCCUCAUGGCCGCCCUGGCACUGCAGGUGCACCCGUCCUACAAUAUGCUCUGGUACUUUGUCAUCAUCCGCGGUAUCUGUGGCUUUGGCGUCGGGGGUGAAUACCCUCCCAGUGCUGCGGCCGGCUUGGAAGAGUCCGACGAUUUCAAACGCCGCUAUCGAGGCCCCGUCUUCGUCUCCUUCACCACCUUAAUGGCCACCACCGCCGGACCCAUCCUAAUGAUCAUCUAUCUGAUCUGCCUCAAGGCCACGGACAACAACCUCCCCGUCACCUUCCACGCCAUCUACUCCAUCGCCACCAUCCUCCCCGCCAUCAUCAUGGUCCUACGAUUCUUCAUGACCGACUCAACCCUAUACCACAACUCCAACUUCAAGCGGCAACGCAAACCCGCCCGCUUCUACUGGGUGCUGGUGAAACGCUACUGGAAGCGGCUCUUCACCACCUCCCUGGCCUUUUUCCUCUACGAUUUCAUCAACUUCCCCAACAGCAUCAUGUCCAGCUCCAUCAUCGCCUCGCUCGUCAAGGACGGCAACAUCCAAACCACCGCCGUCUGGCAGGUCAUCCUGGCCGUGCUGCCCGUACCGGGCGUCAUCAUCGGCGCCUGGCUCACCAAUGCCAUCGGUCGGCGCGGCACCGGUCUGGUCGGCUUCGCAGGAUACGUCGUGCUGGGUUUCAUCAUCGGGGGCACCUACGCCAAGCUCUCUAAACAUAUCGCCGCGUUCGUGGUUCUGUACGGCCUGCUCCAGGCCUUUGGGCACCUGGGACCCGGCGCCACCAUCGGACUAAUCUCCACCGAGUCGUUCCCGACUGCCAUGCGCGGUAUGGGAUACAGUGUGGCUACGGCUUUUGGGCGGACUGGAGCGGCGGUCGGUACGCAGUGCUUUACUCCCUUGCAGGAUGCGGCGGGUGAUAGUUCGACGUUCUAUCUGGCUGGUGGGGUGGCGGUUCUGGGGAUGAUUGUGUACUGCUUCUUGCCGGAAAGCGGCAAGUUGGAUCUGGAGAAGGAGGAUCGUGAGUUGGAGGGGUAUCUGGCUCUGCAUGGGUUUACGAUGGAGAAGGAAUAUUAAAAGGGGAGAUGGAUGUGUUUUGGGGGGGGGAUGACGGUGUCUUGGGUGCUGAUGGGAAAAAAUGAGAUAUGAUUAUGACGCAGAUAUUUAAUAUAGAAUCUAGUCGACUUUUGGCC